CCGGGAGCACGGCGGGGGAGUGAGGGGUGGGGGUGGUGUGUGCGGAAAAGCCGGGGAGGGGACUUGAUCCGGGCUGGAGACCGACGGUAACAGCGGCCCGGGACCUACGCUGCCCCCGCCCCUCCCGAGCAGGCUCCCCAUGGCCCGAUCCCGCUGAUUCCUUCACUCGGCCAUGCUCCCGCGGCCCCUGCGGUUGCUCUUGGACGCGAGUCCCCCCGGGGAAGUCGUGCUGAGCAGCUUCCGGAGCCGGGACCCUGAAGAGGGUGGGGGCUCAGGUGGCCGGGGCGUGGGCGGGGGGCAGGAGGAAGAGGAGGAGGAGGAGGAAGAAGAGGUCCCCGUAUCCACCUGGGAGGAGGAGGAGGAUGGUGCCAUCUUUACUGUCACAAGUCGCCAAUACCGGCCUCUUGAUUCCUUGGCCCCCACACCACCUCCACGCUACUCCCGCCGGCUCCGAGCUGGCACUCUGGAGGCCCUGGUCAGACACCUGCUGGACCCUCGGACAUCAGGGGCUGACAUGACCUUCACUUCAGUCCUCCUGGCCACCCACCGGGCCUUCAUCUCCACUCCUGCCCUGCUGGGGCUUAUGGUUGACAGGUUGGAAGCCCUUGAAUCUCAUCCAACUGAUGAACUAGAGAGGACAACAGGGGUAGCCAUCUCAGUGCUGUCAACCUGGCUGGCCUCUCACCCUGAGGAUUUUGCCUCUGAGGUCAAGGGUCAGCUUGACCAGCUUGAGAGCUUCUUGCUUCGGACAGGGUAUGCAGCAGGGGAGGGUGUUGGGGGGGGCAGCGCUGACCUCGUCCGCAACCUCCGGUCCCGGGUGGACCCCCAGGCCCCCGACCUUCCUAAGCCCCUGGCCCCCCCUGGCGACCCCCCUGCUGACCCCACGGAUGUCCUGGUGUUCCUCGCUGACCACUUGGCCGAACAGCUGACCAUGCUAGAUGCGGAGCUGUUUCUUAAUCUAGUCCCCUCUCAAUGCCUGGGGGGCUUAUGGGGUCACAGAGACCGGCCAGGACAUACCCACCUCUGCCCAUCUGUUCGAGCCACUAUCACACAAUUCAACAAGGUGGCAGGGGCGGUGGUCAGCUCUGUCCUGGGGGCCACUUCGAUUGGAGAGGGGCCUGGGGAGGUGACCAUAAGGCCACUCCGACCCCCCCAGAGGGCCCGGCUGCUGGAGAAGUGGAUCCGUGUGGCCGAGGAGUGCCGUCUGCUCCGAAACUUCUCUUCAGUAUAUGCCGUUGUGUCUGCCCUGCAGUCCAGCCCUAUCCACAGGCUCCGGGCAGCCUGGGGAGAAACAGCCAGGGACAGCCUCAGAGUCUUUUCCAGCCUCUGCCAGAUUUUCUCUGAGGAGGAUAAUUAUUCCCAGAGCCGGGAGUUACUCCUGCAGGAGGUGAAGCUAAAGCCCCCUCUGGAGCCAAACUCCAAGAAGCCCCCGAGGUCUGGCUCCCGGGGUGGGGGUGUGGUCCCCUACCUUGGCACCUUCCUGAAGGACCUCGUGAUGUUGGAUGCAGCCUCUAAGGACGAACUCGAGAACGGUUACAUCAAUUUUGACAAGCGGAGGAAGGAGUUUGGUGUCCUUUCUGAGCUGCGGCGGCUCCAGAAUGAAUGUCGUGGCUAUGACCUCCGACCUGACCCUGAUAUCCAGCGGUGGCUAAAGGGGCUCCAGCCACUGACAGAGGCCCAGAGCCACUGCGCGUCCUGUGAGGUGGAGCCACCUGGUACCAGUGACCCUCCUGCCUCGCGGGUGCUUCGGCCGACACUGGUCAUCUCACAAUGGACAGAGGUUCUGGGCUCUGUUGGGGGCCCCACCCCCCUCAUGUCCUUUGACCAGCCCAGUAUGGGGGCAGAUGAAGUGCCUGGAACCCCUGCUCCUCUGCUGACCCGGCUGGCCCAGCACAUGAAGUGGCCGUCUGUCUCAUCUCUGGACUCUGCCCUGGAAAGCACUCCAUCACUGCACAGUCCUGCUGACCCCAGCCACCUCUCUCCACCAGCCUCCUCCCCUAAGCUUUCUCGUGGUCACCGCCGCUCCGCCUCCUGUGGCUGCCCCCUCAGUGGGGGAGCAGAGGGGGCCUCCAAGGGGCCUGGGUAUGGGGGUGGGGGGCCUGGGCCAGGAGCCUCUGAUUGCCGAAUCAUCCGAGUCCAGAUGGAACUGGGGGAAGAUGGCAGUGUCUAUAAGAGCAUCUUGGUGACAAGCCAGGACAAGUCUCCAAGUGUCAUCAGUCGUGUCCUUAAGAAAAACAACCGAGAUUCUGCAGUGGCUUCAGAAUAUGAGUUAGUGCAGCUGCUACCAGGGGAGCGAGAGCUGACCAUUCCACCCUCGGCUAACGUCUUCUAUGCUAUGGACGGAGCAUCACAUGAUUUCCUUCUACGGCAGCGGCGAAGGCCCUCUGCUGCCACACUGGGCCUUGCCAGCGGCCCCUCUGCCUCGGGAACUCCCCCGAGUGAGGGAGGAGGGGGCUCCUUCCCCAGGAUCAAGGCCACAGGGAGAAAGAUUGCACGAGCACUGUUCUGAGGCGGAAACCUUGCUGGCUCACAGAAAUAUUGGUGGCCAUACCAAUGUGGGUAGCCAUCUUGAAUGGUGGCAGUCAUGUCUCAUUGGAACAGAACUCCAGAAAGGUGUUCACCAGGGCAGUGACGUGCCACUGGCUUACCAGAUAGCUG
Messenger RNA from Choloepus didactylus (southern two-toed sloth), 2658 nucleotides. RefSeq names its product ral guanine nucleotide dissociation stimulator like 2 (gene RGL2). Gene Ontology annotation, molecular function: guanyl-nucleotide exchange factor activity. Gene Ontology annotation, biological process: positive regulation of GTPase activity; Ras protein signal transduction. The record is from RefSeq and is a predicted model, not a curated record. The coding region runs from base 173 to 2509 and encodes 778 amino acids. Lineage: Eukaryota; Metazoa; Chordata; Mammalia; Pilosa; Megalonychidae. Gene Ontology annotation, cellular component: plasma membrane. The transcript is spliced from 18 exons.